Messenger RNA from Stegastes partitus (bicolor damselfish), 6969 nucleotides. RefSeq names its product diacylglycerol kinase zeta-like. The transcript is spliced from 36 exons. Gene Ontology annotation, cellular component: glutamatergic synapse; plasma membrane. The coding region runs from base 821 to 4135 and encodes 1104 amino acids. Gene Ontology annotation, molecular function: ATP-dependent diacylglycerol kinase activity; protein binding. Gene Ontology annotation, biological process: phospholipase C-activating G protein-coupled receptor signaling pathway. NCBI's taxonomy places the organism in Eukaryota, Metazoa, Chordata, Actinopteri, Pomacentridae. The record is from RefSeq and is a predicted model, not a curated record.
AGAGGGAGGAAGAGGAAAGAGGGCUGUAACGCUGAAGAGCAAACAAAAAAAACUGAGUGACAGCCACAGGAAUCCUGCUGCACUGAUACAACCCUGAGUGGAGACAUGGAGAGGAAUGCUGGGAAGGAUUAUCUCUCCCUCAGGACUCAGCACUAAUCUCUCUCUGUACACACACACACACACACCUUGUACGUCUCGUAAAAGACCUUUGGCAUGUGGAUUAUUGACUUUGUAGCUUUUGCAGGGUAGCCAUGUUUGGAGUCCUUGAGCGGUUUAGGUGUAGUAGUGAUUCUCUGUAGUAACAUUAGUGAGUGAAUGACAGUCUGAGUGUCGUUUACUACAACCAUAUUUGGGAGACUGUAACUUUCUCACCUUAAACAUUUGUUGUUGCUGUGCCUGCAGAAUCCAUUUAGUCUGUCUGUUCUGUACCAUGUUUUGAGUGUCGUGCAUGCGAGCUGUUUGGAACAUUGACCUCAAAGUAUAAUUACGCUGUCAGACUCGUUAGUAUCUCAGCUUCUUCUUUAAAUUUCCCUCAGUGUUGUGAUUGUGUGCCUUGGUGUGGCCCUUUGCUUUGCAUACAGUGUACACACUGAGGCUUUGUUUCAUGGUUUCAGGUCAUGAUUCCCUGUUUAUGAUUUGAGUGCAGUGAAGCAGCAGGAGUCAGACAGCUACGAAGGAGGACUGCAUUUGCUGGUUUUGUAGGAAGUAAUUAAGGACAUUGGCUUGACUUUUUUGUGAUAUUGCAUUAUUUUUUUUUUUUUAAUGGAGCACCCAGAAUUUCUGGAGGGUUGAAGUUCAUUCUGACAACAUGUGACAGAGCAUGAGACCACAAGAACUGAACAAAUUGUCUCCUAUGGAUCCGGGAGCAGACACUGAUCAGGCACAUGAGGCCGGACUGGAGGCCUGUGCUGGUGGAGAAAAAAGAAUGGAGACGGACAAAGAAGACGAAGAAGAAGAAGAAGAAGAAAGGUUGCUAAAUGUGAAAGGAGGCAAUGGAGAAUUCAGCUCUGCGUCCUCUUCGUCUAACUCCUCCAUGCCUUCCUCCUCCUCUCUGGCUCCGUCCUCCUCCUCACCGCCUGUCUGUGUGGAGGAAGAGGAGAUGCUGACCGGCUGCUCCAGGACUUUCACUGGACUCAGGCUGUUCAGGAGGAAAGCAAUAGCCAAGUCCGGCCUGCACCAUCUGCCCUGCCAGCCCAGCACAUCAUUUUUGAACAAGACCGACCCAGAAGCGAGCAUCCGCAGCACUGUGGACUGGACUGAGUCAGCUCUGUAUGGAGAUCAUAUCUGGUUUGAGACAAAUGUGUCUGGUGACUACUGCUAUGUGGGAGAACAGCACUGCAUUGCCAGAGCACUGCAAAAGUCUGUCAGCAGAAAAAAGUGUGCUGCCUGUAAGAUAGUAGCUCACACCAUCUGUAUAGAACAACUGGAGAAGAUUAAUUUCAGAUGUAAACCAUCAUUUAGAGAGUCUGGCUCUAGGAACAUUCGAGAGCCCAUCGUAGUGCGUCAUCACUGGGUACAUCGGAGACGACAAGAAGGCAAAUGUAAACAGUGUGGGAAGGGCUUCCAGCAGAAGUUUGCUUUCCACAGUAAAGAGAUUGUUGCCAUCAGCUGCUCCUGGUGCAAGCAGGCUUACCACAACAAAGUUUCUUGCUUCAUGCUGCAACAAAUUGAGGAGGCUUGUCCAGUAGGAGCUCACGCUGCCCUUAUAGUUCCGCCCACAUGGAUCAUAAGAAUCAGACGCCAUCAGUCAUCUAUGAAGUCGAGUAAGAAGAAGAAGAGGACGUCAUUCAAGAGGAAAAGCAGCAAGAAAGGAGCAGAGGAGGGACGACAGUGGAAGCCGUUUAUAAUCCGACCCAUCCCCUCACCUCUGAUGAAGCCACUGCUCGUGUUUGUCAACCCAAAGAGUGGAGGGAACCAGGGAACGAAGAUCCUUCAGUCCUUCAUGUGGUAUCUGAACCCCAGACAGGUGUUUGACCUCAGCCAAGGGGGACCAAAAGAAGGGUUGGAGCUGUAUCGUAAAGUCCAUAACCUGAGGAUCCUGGCCUGUGGCGGAGACGGCACUGUGGGCUGGAUCCUGUCCUGCCUGGAUGACCUCGCGUUAAAUCCUCAACCUCCCGUCGCUGUGUUGCCGCUUGGGACAGGAAAUGACCUCGCCAGGACGCUCAACUGGGGAGGGGGUUAUACGGACGAACCUCUGUCUAAGAUCCUGUCCCACGUUGAAGAUGGAACCGUUGUCCAGCUGGACAGGUGGAAUCUACAGGUUGAGCCCAACACCAGUGCCGGGGCUGAGCCGGAUGAACAGCAAACUGAUAAGCUCCCUCUGGACGUGUUCAACAACUACUUCAGCCUUGGAUUUGACGCCCAUGUCACUCUAGAGUUCCAUGAGUCAAGAGAGGCCAACCCAGAGAAGUUUAACAGCCGUUUCAGGAAUAAGAUGUUCUAUGCUGGGACAGCAUUCUCAGAUUUCCUGAUGGGAAGCUCCAAAGACCUGUCGAAGCACAUCAAAGUGGUGUGUGAUGGCACAGAUUUAACAUCAAAGGUUCAGGACUUGAAGCUGCAGUGUCUGGUCUUCCUCAACAUCCCCAGGUAUUGUGCAGGCACUACACCUUGGGGAAACCCCAGCGAGCAUCACGACUUUGAGCCGCAGCGCCAUGACGAUGGGUACAUUGAGGUCAUCGGAUUCACAAUGACUUCACUGGCCACUCUCCAGGUUGGAGGUCAUGGUGAGAGGUUGAACCAGUGCAGAGAAGUCACCCUCACCACUACAAAACCUCUUCCAGUGCAGGUGGAUGGUGAACCUUGCAGACUUGCUCCUUCUGUCAUCCACAUCAGCCUCAGAAACCAGGCCAACAUGGUUCAGAAAACCAAGCGGCGGACCUCGCUACCGCACCUUAAUGAUCAGCAGCCGGUCCCAGAGAGGCUGAGGAUCAGAGUGAGCAGGAUCAGCAUGACCGACUACGAGGCUCUGCACUAUGACAAGGACAAACUACGACAAGCAUCCAUUCCUCUGGGACUGAUCGUGGUUCCUGGUGACAGCGACUUAGAAACCUGCCGAGAACACAUCCAGCGAUUGCAGGAGGACUUCUGCUCUGUCCAACCCUCCCUCAGAUGUUUGGGACCGCAGGAGGAGGCGGCCAAGCCAAAGAUUCUCUCCUCGCAGAGACUGUCUCCAAAGUGGUGUUUCCUGGACUCUACAACAGCGGAUCGCUUCUACAGGAUAGACAGAGCACAGGAACAUCUCAACUACGUAUCUGAAAUCUCCCAGGAAGAGAUCUUCAUCCUGGAUCCUGAGCUGGUUGUUAUGGCAACAGUAGGCACCUCCCCCUCAGCCAUGCCCGAUCUGGUUAACCCUUUGUCCUCUGGCCUGGUGAACAGCAGGGAAAACUCCUCUAAUCAGACCUCCAGCAAAGUCUUUGUCUCCCCCGUUACAUCUUCACCAUCUUCCUCAUUAAACAUACCUUCUUCCCAGAGGCAGCGAGUCAACAGUGACAGCUCUGCAGCUGAAGCUUUAACACACAGCACAACACCUGCGGCCAGCAAACUCACCCGGGCGGGUUGCAUCCAUCGUUCCAACACUGCUGCUGCUGAUUUUAACCUAAGACACAAACAGGAAAAGAGCCAAAAGACGAGUGAAACAGAGAAAGAGAAAGAUGUAUUUUUUUUUAAUCACCACACUCCCUCCACUUCCUGUCUCUCUUGCUCUUUCUCCCUCGUUCCAGAAAUGUUGAUCGAGUGUGUGAAGAGCAAGGACCUGAAGAAGCUGCAGGAGCUGCACCUGAAGGGGGCGGACCUCGCGAUGCUGGACCAAUCGGGGUGCAGUCUGCUCCACCAUGCUGUCACUGCGGGAAGCAAAGAGGUGGUUCGCUACAUCCUUGACAACGCUCCAAGUGACCUGCUUGAUGUCACAGAAAAGCUACAUGGGGAAACGGUUCUUCAUCGAGCUGCAUCUCUGUGUCACAGAACCAUCUGUCAUUAUCUGGUAGAAGCUGGAGCAUCGCUCAUGAAAACAGACCUACAGGGCGAUACUCCUAAGAACAGGGCUGAGAAGGCUCACGAUGCUGAACUGGCGGCCUAUCUGGAGAACAGGCAGCAUUACCAGAUGAUACAGAGGGAGGAUCAGGAAACAGCUGUCUGAAAGUGUUGAAGUCUUUCUGAACGGUAUGAAGAGAGUCUGUUCCUUCCUCAUCUUGACCAACCAGACUGACAGCAGCUCGUUGAUGCCUGCGCGACAUCAGGACUGGACUUCACAUUCCAGUUGACUGCUGACAUUCCUCAAAAGCAGACUAAGUGACGCUGUGCCAAAUCUGAUCUCAACAUGCGUUUAAUAAUGAGGGCUUAUGUUAAUGAGGGCGAGGCUACACCGUUAGAUUAUGAGAUGCUCGUUAAAUCAUUCCUUUUCAUUUUGGAUAGCUUGGUAUUAAAAAAAAAGUGUUUGUGAAAUCCUUUAUGUUUCUGACUUGGAAUAUCAACCUGAGGAGUUGGCAAACUUGAUCUGCUACAAACCUCCAUAUCAAGCAACAACACAAGAGUCCACGUACAAACUGCCAUGAUCUAGUGAUGCUCCUGGAGUUGAAUUGUCUCAGAAUUUUUUUGCAGAUUCCAAUUUUUAAUGUGACAAUGGCUGAAAAAAAUACAAAAAACCUGCAAAGCCCAUUUUCCAGUCUGACCGUGCUUCACUCACACUCACCUUUCCAAAGUUUUCCUUCUGAGUGAGAUCAUUAAAUAAACUGUGUGCAGCUUGACAUUUGAAAAUGGCUCGAGAUGAAAGUUUAUCAAGGAGAACCUCAUGGGAAACAGAAUCCAGUGAAAAGGCCAGAUUGUCAAAGCGACCCGGGUUCAUCCUCUGGGGACCACAAAUACCCACAAUUAACUUUAUGGAAAUCAGACCACUAUUUUCAUGAAUCAAAGCGUUUGACAUUAAGCGUAACAGAUCCUGAAAUCACAAGGAUUCAUAAAUAUCUGGUUUCAUGACAGCGUAGUGGUUUUUUGACCAAACUGUCGGACAGAUCAGAGGAGCUACUGACGUUUCCAUCAGCUUGUUAAUUAGCAGUUAAUUCACUGAACAUUAAUGCCACCAUCAGUUAUCAACAUUAUGUAUUGACAUUGUACUUACUGCAUAUAUCGGUUGGUUUUCAUCAUACAUGCUGUAUUUUGUUAACUUGGACUGGCAUAUUCUACAGACAAUUCAUGUUUAUAUGUUGGAAAAUAUUCAAAGAAGGACUGAAAGUCUGAGUUGGAUUCCUGGACUCAGAUGACUUUACACUCGUACAUGAGAUCAUGAUACAAACAGCAGUUAAAUUGACACAAUGCACAGUCAUUUUUUUUGUUUGUUUGUUUGUUUUCAAAGACCAACAUCUGAAAAAAAUCAAUAUGUGAUUACGUUCUUCUUUUGAUGACUGUGUGUGAAGGGUCUAUUACAGUCUAGAAAUGUCAGAUUAGAUCAAAUGGAUGUGUACGUGCUUUAGAUCAAUAAAAGAAAUUGUUAAUAUUUUAUUAAUCGUGUUGUUAAAGUCAAGUCAAUCACCCAGAUCCUGGAUGAUUAGGAUCUUUUAUUAAAAGGUAUAUUCACAAAUCAAUGUAAAAGCAACAACCCAAACCCCAAUUCCUCGCUAAACUCGCUGAAACUGGACAGUGAACUGUGAUGAGGACGGCACCGGCACUGAGCUGUGAGGUACAUUAUAUUUUCGGGGACACUUUUGUGAAAUCAAAGAUGAAGCUUUUCACUUCAGUUAAUCCUCUUAAUCCUUUGAAAAGCUGUAAAUUUGUACAAACACGAGGUUCGUUCCAGAAAAACGAGUGGGAAAGCCCUCCUCCAGAUUAAACUGCCAACAGUCUUAAAUCUAUCGACGUCUAAAUUAUUACUCUGACUAACAAAGUGACGAGGGGACCGAGGAUAUUUAUGUGCAUGUUAGUGUCCUGGACCUGUGUUUGAUCUGACAGCUGGAAUGUGAGAAUAUAUUUAACAGCCUUAUCAGACGCUGAAGGCAAAUCAAAGCAGCCGUUCUCACCUGCUCAGGUACAGAAGUGACAGACUGGAUGAGAUGCAGGCGCCUCAGAGACCAAAUCAACAAAAUUCCUUCCUUCAGACAGCAAGAAAUAAAAGCUGCGUCUCCAGAAUGAUGCAGAAGCCUGAUCAGAACCCUGGACUCUGUUCCAUCACGUCUACAGGGAGAUGAAGAAUUAGGUUUCUCAUGUUCUGUGUGAACAAAUGGGAUCAAAAUAAAACUCUGGGAUACUAAUGUGCAUGUAAACAUCGUCAAGACGUCUUUAGAAGCACAGCAGGAAGCAUGUCACCACUGUUAACAUGAGAAUGGUCUUUUAAGUGUGAAGGCCUUCAGUUACAAAGCCUACAAAGAAUACACAAAGAUUUGAACAAGAAUAGGACCUUUUGGGCCUCUGCUCCGUAUAAAACUGAAGAUCUGCUUUGAAGAGAAAAGCAAGUGAACCAGUCCUCAGCCCGUUUGAAUCCUAAUUGAGACUUCUGGGAGUCUGAUGAUGUCAGGCGAAGCUUUGUACAGUAAAUUAUUAGAACAUGCGAUGACUCUGAUAAGCGAAAAUCAGCUAUUAAAUAUUGAAAAACCAAAAAGUGUGAAGCUAAUUUCACUCAUGUUGUUUAGUUCUGUUUUGCCUGUGAAUUUCAGCAUUUUGAACUUUUUCGAUGUCUUCAGGUUAGCUUUGCAUUGACAGUAAAUUCUUGCAUGUGCUGCAUCACAGUGAUGUACAGUAGGUUAGAUCUUUUCUUCUUUUUUUUAAAAUUACAUCUGUUGCCAAUACAGUUUUUAUUAUUUCAUGUUUAAUACGUUUUUUUUUGUUGUUGUUGAAACAUUGGUGUGAAAUAGUAAAAUAGUUUGAAUUUUUCUAUUUUUGUUUGUCUUUCUAUCUCUGCAUUUGUUAAGUUGUUUUAAGUUCUUUGUUUAUUUUUGUUUUUGAGAUCGAUAUGAAGAUAAUAAAAGAAGGCAGAAUAUUUAA